UCCCUCUUGUCCUUAGCCUAUACUUUCUCCUCCUUCAAUACCCAACAACUUCUCUCUGAGAAAACACUGCUUUAACUCCUUUCUUGAUUCUUGAAAAACACCAACUGUCUCUUUCUUGAUUUGACGAUGGCUAGUGCUCUUGGUUUGCUUGCUGUUAGCGGCAGCGGCGGUUGCAGUGGCGGUUCUUCUGGGGUCUCAACAAAUGAGUCUGCUGUGUCAAAGGUGGAAGUGGUGGAUGCUGAGGCUAGUUCAUAUCCAGUAGAGGCUGAGCUAGAGCUGGGUCUUGGCCUGAGUCUUGGCGGCAGCAGCGGUAGUGGCGGAGGGAAGAGUAAGACAAACGGAUGGGGUGAGUGUGGGAGAAUCCUGACUGCCAAGGACUUUCCUUCUGUGGUUACUCAGUCCCAUAGAGUUAAUAAUAAUAGUAAUGAUAAUGGCACAACUUCUGGUUGUGUUGUCGGUGCUAUUUCUGGUACUAAAAGAGCUGCUGAGCCUGUUUCCAAUGAAGGUGGAUCCCCUACUUCUGUCAGUAAAUUGCUUUGUGGGAGCAGUCAGGUUGUGGGAUGGCCACCUAUAAGGGCUUAUAGGAUCAACAGCUUGGUGAACCAAGCCAAGGCUUCAAGAUCUGAAGAAGACAAGUCAGUUGAUGAGAAAGAUAAAUCUAAGGAUGUCUUAAAGAAGAAAUUUUGCAGUGGAAAGAAAAAUAAUGGUACUGGUACUGAGAAAGGGAAUCUUGGAUUUGUUAAAGUGAAUAUGGAUGGAGUUCCAAUUGGAAGGAAAGUGGAUUUGAAUGCUCAUGGUUCCUAUGAGACACUUGCACAAACAUUAGAGGAAAUGUUUUUUAGAUCCACACCAACCAUCGGUUCAAUUGGAUCAGGAGAAAAGCAACAAUUAACAAAUGCCUCUAAGCUUUUGGACGGCUCUUCUGAGUUUGUUCUCACUUAUGAAGAUAAAGAAGGAGAUUGGAUGCUUGUCGGAGAUGUUCCAUGGGGGAUGUUCCUUACUUCUGUUAAAAGGCUCCGGAUCAUGAGAACUUCGGAAGCUAAUGGACUCGCUCCAAGAUUCCAAGAGAGGAAUGGAAGACAAAGAUGCAAGCCUAUUUAAGAAUACUUGUGUCCUGUCAUUUUAAACUCCAGAAAGAUGAAACUCACAGUUCGAAAACAAAGACAGAGUAGAUUCGACGAGUCAGAUAUUCCGCUAAGAUUGCAUUUUCACUGCUUUUUAGUGUUCUUUUUUCCUUUUUUUUUCGCUUGACCGUUGUCUGUGUCUCGCGGGUUUUCUUUAUUUUUGUAGGCAAUAUUCAUUUUAGCGUUUUUUUUCUCUCCUAUAUAGUGUUGCAAUACGGGCUUUUGCACACUUACUGCUGCUUUCUCAUACUGUAAAUAUGGGAGUUCUUGAUAUUUAGAGUGGAGUUUGCUGCAAUCUUGUGGAUUUCAGUUUUAUUGCUUUUGCGGUCUUAAUGUUUGAAAUUUCUCAUCUAA
This is a messenger RNA of Jatropha curcas, 1478 nucleotides long. Its product is annotated as auxin-responsive protein IAA13. Gene Ontology annotation, cellular component: nucleus. Lineage: Eukaryota; Viridiplantae; Streptophyta; Magnoliopsida; Malpighiales; Euphorbiaceae. The record is from RefSeq and is a predicted model, not a curated record. Gene Ontology annotation, biological process: regulation of DNA-templated transcription.